AUGGAUAUGAGGAGUAACGGCGAGAACGACGACGACGCGUUGCAAAGAAGAAAGCUCUCACUACUCGUGUUCUGGCCUCACGUGCACGCGGGAACAGUUUACUUCGACAGAGACGGCGAGCUGAAGAUGUCUGUCGGGGAAAAAAAGAACGAUGAUGACGAAGGAGAGAUAUCGCGAAAGGUGUUCUUUCAGGAGUACGAAAAGACGCUGUCAAAAGAAACGCAAAUGGGAAUGCUCAAUAGUAACUUUUAUCACGAUAAAGGAGAAGAGGAGUUCUCGAUUUUAUCGCGUUUCGCGUGCGCGAGAGUGUGCGUGAGCCACGCGAAAAGAAUCGAUUGGGCGUGUGAAAUCUUAACGAACUCUUCUUUCUCUUUGUCUUCGAAUACGAAGAAGAAGCAGAAAAAGAACGAGACGAUGACAUCGAUUCAGACGACGACGAAAAUGAUGUUGGAACGAAUACGAGAGAUUUUGGUGGGCGAUGAUGAAUAUUACGACGAAGAGGACGACGAUUCAGACGACGAAGAUGAUGAGGAUGCAACUAUAAAACUGGAUCCGAUGGAGUUAGCGAUGGCGAGGAUGAGCGGGAAACGAGAUGAGCGAAAUCGCUCGACGAAGAUGAUGAAGAAGAAGAAGGAGAAGAAGGAGAAGAAAAAAGUAAGUUUGCGACGUCGCGUCCAAAUAAUAAACGAGUUCGAUGAAUACAUCGCUCGAAACGGGCCAAACGGCGGGUACGCUAAUUUCAUCUCGUAUUGCGCGUUUUGCGGGUAUCCCGACGGCAUCGAGCGAGCGAUUGCGUAUCGAAAUCGUGCGAAGAUACUAUUUUCUUCCUCGUCGCUCUUUUAUCGAGGCUGGCGAUGGCUCGAGAGAUUGGACGACAUCGACAGAAGGUUUGAUUUUUUUACCGAAACGAGCCCGAAUGCUACGAAUAAAGAGGAAAUAGUACUUUUAUUUCGAAUACAAUUGGCAAAGUUUAUAGAAGCCGUAAUGAUAUUAGGCGAUGAAAUCGAAGCGAAAGAGGAGCACGAAUUAACCGUCGCCGCGUAUCGUCGCAACGUGAUGAUGAUUAAUAAAAAAAAGAAGAUCAGAGUGAACUCGUUAGAUCAGUUAUUGGAAGGCACGACGUAUAGUAUCCUCGCAGAUAACGCGAGACGGUGGAGCACAUAUUUGUACGCCUACGCGACGCCAACGGUGGCGGCGUUAAAAGCGUUGAAACGAGUCGGCGAGAAAAACGAAUGGCUUGAAAUCGGCGCCGGGAAAGGCGUUUGGGCGAGAGCGAUGCGACGGUUCGGCAUUCACAUCACCGCGACUGAUGCGAUGCCAGAAGAUGGUAACGAUUACCAUCUCAUCGAGCAAGAAUCGAGCAACGAGAGAAAUAGAAGUAUAGUUCAAAAGAUGACGCACUUGGAAGCCAUUAAAAAAUACAACCACCGCGCGAACGGAUUGCUCGUGUGUUAUUGUCCUCCAGAUUCAAACAUGGCUUCGACGUCUUUAAGGGCUUUCAAAGGCGAACACGUCGCCGUAAUCGGUGAAGAUGUGAUGAACACUGGCGAUGUCCAAAUGUUUAGAAUUCUUAACGAGCGGUUUAAAGUUCUGAAGAGAGUGUACUUACCUCAAUGGAUGGAUACGGUGCAUCAUCUCACCCUUUUCUCUCGAAAAACAAAGCGCAAACGGGAGAAGAAAACAAAGAACACGAACAGGAACAUUAUUUACGUUUUCUACCGCCGGUGA
Bathycoccus prasinos is the source of this 1728-nucleotide messenger RNA. RefSeq lists its product with no specific name. The coding region runs from base 1 to 1728 and encodes 575 amino acids. The transcript has 2 exons. NCBI's taxonomy places the organism in Eukaryota, Viridiplantae, Chlorophyta, Mamiellophyceae, Mamiellales, Bathycoccaceae. The record is from RefSeq and is a predicted model, not a curated record.